AUGUCGAUAGAAAAAGUAUUUGUCCCCCUUUGGACAAUUCUUUAUUAUGUCCUUCCCUACUUCACGACUUAUGGGUCGUUGCGCAAUAUUCCUGGUCCCUUCCUUGCAAGAUUCAGCAAUACGUGGGUAGCUUACCACGCUCGCCAAGGGCAGAAGUUUGCCGCCGUCGACAGAGCUCACAGAAAAUAUGGACCACUCGUCAGAAUUGGCUACAACCAUGUCUCCAUUGCAGACGAACGAGGCAUCCAGACAGUGUAUGCGCAUGGCAACGGCUUUCUCAAAGACCACUUCUACGAAGCUUUCGUGUCUGGCGUACCCGGAGUCUUCAAUACCAGGGACAGAGUGGAACACACUCGCAAGCGCAAGAUUGUCGCUCAUGCUUUUUCGCCCGGUGCUGUUGCGGCAUUCGAGACGCAUAUGGCAGAGAACCUUCAUCGCUGGGUCACGCAGCUCGAUCGUAUCGCCGCGACUCCUGCUUCAGAUGGCUACGCAAGAGUCAACAUGAUGCCAUGGUGUACAUACAUUGCUUUUGACAUCAUCGGUGAUCUGGCUUUCGGUGCACCCUUCGGCAUGGUCGACAAAGGUCGCGACGAGUGUGAAGCACAACUCACACCCAACGGUCCCAUCACCCUCGCCGCAGGAGCAGAAACACUCAACCGUCGCGGUGAAGUCUCAUCAACACUAGGUCUAUUACUCUCACUCAAGCCAUACGCCAAGUAUCUUCCCGACCCUUUCUUCAGCAAAGGCCUACAUGCAAUCCAAACCCUCCACGGUAUCGCCUCCAUCGCCGUUUCCAAACGCCUCGACGCCGUGGAAAAGAAAGACGCAAACCAAAAUUCACGCCACGAUAUCCUAGAUAUGCUGGUACGCAGCAAAGGCCCCGACGGCAACCCAAUGCAACGCGACGAACUAACCUCCGAAGCCCUGACGCAGCUGAUCGCAGGCAGCGACACCGUAUCCAACACCUCCUGCGCGAUAAUCUACUGGAUCCUACAAGGCGAAAGAGCAGCCCCGGGAACCAUCCUACCUCGAUUGCAAAAAGAACUGGACACGGCAAUACCAAAUGACAACACGAUAGCCACGCAUGCGCAAGUCAAGACCCUCCCGUUUCUACACAGAUGUAUAGACGAAGGCAUGCGUAUUCAUUCAACCUCCGCCCUGGGCCUCCCCCGUAUCGUGACUUCACCCCAAGGGUUCACAUUCACCUCUGCCUCCGCAUCCAGCACACACUUCCCAACCGGUACAGUCCUCAGUGUUCCUAGCUAUACUGUCCACCACUCCGCUUCGAUCUGGGGCCCUGAUGUCGAAGCUUUCAACCCUGAUCGUUUCUUACCUGAUCGGCUUACCGCGAGUCAGAAAAUGGCGUUUAAUCCUUUCAGUUACGGGCCCAGGGCUUGUGUGGGCCAGAAUGUUGCGGGUAUGGAGCUGGGGUUGAUUGUGGGGACGUUGUUUAGGAGGUAUGAGAUGUUGUUGAGGCAGGAUGGGUUGGAGUCGAUGGAGGGGUUUUCGAAGAAGCCGGGGAGUUGUUGGGUUGGGAUUAGGAGGAGGGUGUGAUUGUUGCCAGCUCUGGUGAUGAUCGAGUCGUGAGCUCACACUCUUGUUAGCAUUGACGGUGUCCCUCUGCCUCCAAGAGAUGUUCAAGUUGAGAUCAGGAAGUGUAGGUCG
Aureobasidium pullulans EXF-150 is the source of this 1665-nucleotide messenger RNA. RefSeq names its product cytochrome p450 benzoate 4-monooxygenase. The record is from RefSeq and is a predicted model, not a curated record. The coding region runs from base 1 to 1554 and encodes 517 amino acids. Gene Ontology annotation, molecular function: heme binding; oxidoreductase activity, acting on paired donors, with incorporation or reduction of molecular oxygen; iron ion binding. NCBI's taxonomy places the organism in Eukaryota, Fungi, Ascomycota, Dothideomycetes, Dothideales, Saccotheciaceae. The transcript has 2 exons.